AAGAACUGCUGGUUCAGAAGCUCCUGGGCAGCCCUUGAGCUUCAGAAAGUCUGUCACCUGCCCCUGCCAGGACAGUCCAGCAUUUACUUGUUUUUCCUGCAGAGCAUGUGCAAACUGUUAAGGGAAUAGAGUCCCAAGUGCAGUAGAGAUAAUGAGGUCAAGUAUGCGGGUGCUUUUCGGAACCCACCCCCCCCACACACACCUGCCCUGUUCUUUCCUUUCUUUGCCUCCCCCUUGCUAUAUUCCACAUAUGUUGGUGGGGACAGCAGAGCCCUGAGAGACUCUACUUUAUAUGGACUUAAGUGACUUUCAUCAUUUAGGAGGCUGGAAUAUGCUCCUUUUCACAAGAGUAAUUUGAUGGAGAAAUUAUUUUAACUGUCCCUGGGUUUCAGCCCAGGGCUGCAAACUUGAAUAGGAAAAUGCAUCUUGGCAGUUUCCUGGAGCUCAAGGGAGCCCCUCAUCUUCUAUUAAGUUGACACACUUUGUUUGAUUAAUGCAGGUAUGACAUUAGUGAUGGUUUCACAGUGCUUCUCCCAACCUCUUCUGUCCAUCGCCCCCACUACACCUCUGUCCUCCCCACUAGCUAGACUGACGUUCCUCCCUGCACACUAGAGUUUGCUGUCCUCGCUGGCAGUUCUGUAUAGGGAGAGUGGGGCUGGGCCCACUUCUGACAAGCCUGGGCUUUGUGGGGUUCUCUGGAUAUUCUAGCACUUGGGGAGCAGCCCACAGUCUCACAUAGAGGAUUCCAGUUGGCUUCCAGGAGGCCAGGCAAGGCUGCCCCCUCCUGGGAACAUGUAUGGGCUUCAUAGAAGUUUUCAAGUCUCUCAUGGUUUGAGAAGCAAGAAAAACUUCAUUCUCUUCAACAUAUCAAAUGUAAAAUAAUUCUUGUUCCCAUUUCUAAGUAGACACCCUAGGACCUGCUCAAAAAAAUCCCUCUCUUGACCAAAUCAUGUUACUCUGAAAAUCCAGGUUCUGAAUGAAUCUUAAACCAAAUUAUCUCGAAAUGCAAGCUUAGUGUGCUCCAACUUGAUAGCUUGGCGAUUAUUUGCUUUUCCAAAAAGAGAGAAAAAAAGGAGAAUGGGUGUAUGUGUGUGUGUGUGUGUGUGUGUGUGUGUGUUUGUAUGCAUGUGUGUAUAGAUACAUAUGUGUAUGUGUGUGUGUCUUUUGGGAACUUUUGUGCUUUCAUUACACCAUGAUUAAAAUGUGAAGGUGUGUGGAAGCAACAUUGGGCUCUCCAAAAACCUGGGAUCCCAGUCUGGUCUGUAGCCUUGGGUCAUUUAUUUAAGCUUCAGAAAAUUUCCCCAUCCUAGACAAGGCAUGAGGCCAAAUGAACAGUAGGUCUUACCUCAGGACCCAGAUGUAUUCUUUAAUUAGUUCCUGAUAAGUUUCCUCAUGAGAUUGUUAGGACUGAACAUUUCAGAAGCAAGCACAAAAGAUAACUUUAUUUUUUUAGGGAGGUUUGUAUUUUAACCCCUGAAGUAACCUUAUAGUUUAUUUUUCCUUGUCUGAUUACAAUCUCCCAACUUGCUGACAGUUCACCUUUGAAAUGAGUCAGCUUUGAUCAGGGAUGUGGCAGCCAGACAGGUCAUUUUUACUGUCUGUGACUUAGUCCAACCAGUUUGGCAACAGCAGGACCCCAUCCCAAUUUAGGGAAUGGAAAACGGUAGUCAGUCUGUGGUGGUGCGGCCUGCCCCCUGCCUGUGGGCAGCAGAUUGCCCCUCUCCUCUUUGCACUGACUGACUGGGUCUCCCCAAAGGCAGAGUCCUUUGCCAGCCCUUUGCUGUCCUCCUUGGGCACCUCUCCCUUUGCUGUGUCCUCUCCAAGCCCAGCAUUGCUUCAGAUUGCUAAAUGAUACAAAGUGUGUCCUCACUGCCUCCCACUUUCCUUUUCCUCUUCCCUCUCUGAGGCUUACGUCUGCCUGGAUCUUUUUCUUUUCAUUAGAGCAAGGCAGUUUCGGCCUCCACCUGAAAGUGGAAGUAUAGGGUCAGGCACAUGGACCUCCUAGCCCUGAGGAUCAUGAGCCAGGCUAACACCACUGGGGACUACUUUCGGAGGAUGUGGCUGAGCUGGAAUCUGCCCCCAUCUUCUGGAGGCACAGUGACAAAGAAGGGCAGUCUCUGGCUGAAUCUGAGUUCAAAUCCCGGCACUAUCACUUACUAGCUCUGUAACCUUGGGCAAGUUAUGUCACCUGUGAGCUCCUAUUUUUUCAAAAUGUGAAAUUAAGAGGACAAUAGUCUUGAACUCCCAGGGUUGUUGUGAGGAUUCAGUGAUAAGUGCAUAUAAAGCAUGUAGUAUGGUGUAUGCCACAUAGUGUGUGCUUAAUAAGACCUAAAAUCAUUGCUUUUAUUUUAAUAAUUAUCAUUGCCGACCUUAUCCAUCAUCACCCUUGUCCGGAGGAGAAUAGCCAGGGUGGUGAGAGAACUAAAGCUUUGUUCUAUGAAGAGUAUUUAUAGGAAUUUGAAACUCUUUUAUGAUAUUAUGACUCAUGAAAGAGACACUAUGCCACCUUUUAUCUCCGAAGGGCUAGAAGGAUUAAUCACUGGGGUUCUUCACCAAACUGGGACCAAAAUUCAAUUCAGUGGGAGGAAGAGUUUUCUGAGAUUAGUGCCAAAUGGCUCUCAUAGGAGGUCAGAAGGUCUUUACCCCUGGCAGUUUAGGGAAACUUGGCAUGGAGCUUGUGCAAGGGAUUCAUGCAUCAAGGAGGAGUGGGAUUGGGCUAGAGAGCUUGGCUGGCCUCUUCCAUUCCCAGAAUUCUCUGAUUCUGGGUUCCAGGAGGGCCUGUGCUCUUUUUUCUAAAGAAAGACUACCCAGAGGAAUACGCCACACUGUAUAGCAACUUUAUGUGAUUGCUGAGGCCUCCCCAGCCACCUGUGAUCUGUGAACUGGCCUCUUGUUCUUGCAUCUUUUAAAUAAGUUAAUGUCCAUGCUCUUAAUUUUGGUUUUGGAUGAGUUAUUAUUUCUAGAUACUUAAAGCAAUUAGGCCUUAUAGUGCCAGUAUUGGUUAAGAAUAGUACAUCACCAAGACAGGAGAAUCACUUAAGGCCAGGAGUUUGAGGCUGCAGUGAGCUAUGCUCAUGCCACCAUACUCCAGCCUGGGUGACAGAGUGAGACCCUGUCUCUCAAAAAAAAAAAAAAAAAAAAAAAAUUACACCAAUGUUUUUUCAUCCUGGAGAAUGGUUUUGUGGGGAUGAGAGAGUCGAUGGGGACAGGCAAUUUGCAGGACCUCUGCUCUCCCACACAAAUCAGCCUUCUAGGAAAGCCUCAGAUGCACAAAUUUAGAAUGUAUUUUCUUUCCUAAGAAGCCAUUAACCCUAACUAGGAAAAACAGACAGAGGGGAGCAGCUGCUUCCUCUCUGUUAUAAACAGCCAUUUUGAUCACAGAGAAGGCCUCCUUUCCAUUCCUUUCCAGGUUUGUCAUGUGCUUGCACAGAGACGGUUGUGUGUUCCAGGCAGGGGUUUAUUUUUACCAGCAAUACAGAUGUUUCUGCUCUUGUGCAAAAUUUCAUUAAAGUUCAACCAGUGGUUUGCUGUGGGAGGAGGCUGCCAAGGUUAAUAUUUCUGCGAUGUAUUCCCUUCUGUUCCUUCUUGGCACCAAAAUAUUCCCAGGUGGGCAGGUUGUGCUGGUGCUGUAUAUCAAAACUAAACAACAGAAUCACCAGUGCAUCUGUUGAACUCAGGUGGAGUCUCUGAUCACACAGAGCGCAUCAGCUUUGUCUUGAAAAUGCAGGCAGGGAGAUACUCCCUCUGGUGAGUAUCUGCUCACCCUUUAAUGCCCUUUAGCAGAGAACGCCUCACACUGCAGAGGUUACCUUGGGGGCCAAGAAAGCAUUUGGCAGCAUGAAAUGCUACAUCCUUCCACUUUCCCACUGAAAUGGUGGGAGCAGAGCUUCAGAUAUGUGUUCAAAUCCUGUCUGUGGCUUAGGCAAGUUACUUACCUCUGUAGAGUGUCAGUGUCUUCAUCUGCAAAAUGGAAUUAGUCAUCCCUGCCUCAAAGGAUAUUGUGAGGCUUCAUUGAGGUGCUGCAUAUAAUUAAUUGAGAUAGAGCAGAAUGCCCUGGGGCAGGGAAGAUGCUUGUGAGAGGAAACUGUUAAAUGAGCACUUGGGGGAUUCCCCCAAUGGUAGAGGAUAAUGUAUAGUCCAGGGAAGCCCCUCAUUCUUCUCCCUGCUUUUGCAAUGGAAAAAUUCUGCAUGCAGCAGAACCAGUUCUUCUACCUGAGAGCUUGAAAAAGGCAAGUUAAAAGUAAUAGCAAUCUGACUUGUUUGACAUGUGUUUCCUCUGCCUCGCCCCAUCAGUGGCUUAUCGAAUUGGAAAGUGGUCAAACAAACAUGGCCCUUGUCUAGGAACAAUUGGCAAGGGUAGGGUAGAGCUUGAAAGGGGUGUGGCUAGGAUUAAAGGUGAGACAAAAGUGAUACGGUAUAAGGCGAUCUGUGGCCAAUUUGCUUAAUGACUUUUACUACUUACUUUCUGAAUCCAGGUCUACUCAUUAGGUCAGUGAGAAGAGCCAGACCUCAUGCACUAAAGAGAGCGGGUGUGUGUGUAUGUGUGUGUGUCCUUCAGGUCUCUGCAGAUUUGUAGGGUCAUCUGGUUAAAAAUAGAUAAUGUUCAUACUCGUUUUAUAAGUCUCCAUUGAAGAAGGGAAUAUGGACAAAAUUAUUCAUUUUCAAUUACAACGUCACCAAACGUAUGUCUAGUUAUUUAGGAUUAUUUUAAUCAGUACUCUUUGUAAGCUAUCCCUCUCACAUACCUCAGUGCAGUGGCAAUUACAGUUCCCAACCCCAAGUCUUGCAAGGUAUCUAAGUGCUGAAUGAAUCAUCAACAAGAGACAGUCUUUUUUAGUCCAUUUGAAAUGCAGGGUGGAUCUUAUUUUAAUCUUGAGAAGGUCAGUUAUCAGUGGUUGAAUCUGUGGAUGGUCUUGUGGGAGGAGCAUUCUGUUAAUCAGCAUAUUGUGAUAACCAGGACAUUCCAUCUCCUGGCUGUGUUGAAUGACAAUGACAUAGUGGAUAAUGUGUUCCCUUGGUGGUUUCUUUGUAAUCCAUCAAAUCUGUCCAAUCUUCUGUCUGUCCUUCCAUCCAUCUAUUUAUCCAUCCAUCCAUCUGAGAAACAUUUAUUGGCACUUGAGUUGACAUGAAACUUACAAGGGGAUAUGGAGAUAAUGAUCAUAGAUCCUGCUGUUAGAGAAUUUAACAUGUGAAAUAGGGGAUAAGACAUGUAAGAAACUGGAUGAAAAAGCCAAGGAAAACUUAGGGGUGAAGAGUGGCAUUCUAACCCAGUGCUUUUGAGAAACCCGUAGGAUCCCAGUUUAUGAAGACUGUGCAUUCCCACUGCAGGAGUAAAGGCCCAGAGGCUGGAAAGAGGUGGGUCUUUAUGAGGAAUCACCAGUAGUUGAAUUGGGCUGAAGUGAAAGGGAGGAGUGGGAAAUCAGGGCACCUGCUUAAGUGGCAGUUCUUGAAAGUCAAGUUAAGGAAGUAGGACUUGGUUCUGUAGGUGCUUGGGAGUGGUUUCUUGGCAGGGGUGGCCAAAGGAAGACUUUCUGGCCCUCAUUUGAAUCUGGAUGCAUGCUGACAGAUUCUGACAGGUCUUCCAAUUUUUAAAGAUUAAGUGUCAGCUGAGAGAUGAGGCAGUCUUAAUGAUGGGUGAUGGCUGAUUCAGCAAAGCCAGGCAUAUGUAGCACCACUUACAUUUUCUUCUCUCAUGGCUUCUUUCUUUUCAGACCUCUUCUUAUUUUUAGUUUUUGUCACUUUUAUUAACAGUUUCUCCACUGUCACAGGCAUUCCUCUAAGACCUACUCUCCAGCCUCACCUCUCAGUCCUCUAGGAAUGAGAAUUUUGAGAUGGGGUUUGGCGUCCAUGGCUUCUUCUAUCUUUGGAAUCUGUCCCUUGGCUAUAAAUAAGGCUGUUGCUUAGUGCCAGUAUUGAUGGUAUUUGCAGCUGUCCUCUGGGAGAUGGACUCAGACGAAUAACCCAUUUUCUAGAGGACAUGGCCAUUAGGUGACAGCUAUUUAUGGUUCCUAUUGACUAGGGCCAAACCUGAACUGUCACUGACAUUAAAAUUUCAUGAGCUGUGAGCUGCCUUUCCUUAUCAGGCUGUCUCUUUCCAUUUAUUUGAAAUAUCUAACCAUGUUUAUCUAGGUUCUUCAAAAGAUAAUCUUGAGGAACGCUUGUGUUGUGGCUGCUGGGACUUUACCAAACGUACUUCUCAUCCCCGCAACAUCCUUCCAAACCAGAGCAUUCACAUCUCCAUUUCACAGAAGAGAACACUGAGGGUCAAAAGGUUAAACUGCUAUCCCAGAGUCACCAGGUCAGUUCAUAAGUGACAGAGCCAGAAUUCAAACCGACUUCUGCCUAGAAUCAAAGCCUGGAUAAUUUCCAUGAAACCAUGCGUGUCUGAUUUCUGAACCUGGAAUUUCACUACAGAGGUUUUUAUUUAUUUAUUUUGUCCCCUGAUAGCUCAGUCACUUGGAGUUAAGUAGUUGAUUGAACAUGCAAUUUUUAAAGCUCAUUCAUGCUGAAUUUGCUUUAGUGUGGUAGCCAGUGUUCCAUCUUUAUAGAGUUUCUUUCCCACACUCUUAUAUGAAAAUAAACAAGGCCCUAAAAUGUCAGGCAAGAUUCCUUCUGGCUUUGUAACCUAAUGUAUUUUAUAGAUGGUUGAAUUCUCCAGUGAACAUUUCAUUGGAAAAUAUUCCUUUCCUGACUUCUGUUUCUCCAUCAAAGGGAUAUUACAUUGUAAGUGAUAACUAUUUCUUAGUGGCCUUGACAUUGCAGUUCUGUGUAGGAAAUUAUCCUGCAUCAGUCACUUCUGUUGUCAUCAGAUUCCUUUCAUCUCAAGUACCUGCAUUUCUUCAACUUAAAAUUUGGAACAUGAUCAGGCCUGGGGCCAGGGAGAUGGAACCUCUUGAUCUCUCAUAUCAGUGUUGAUUCUUAGAAAGAAGAAGGUAUGAUGAUUGAUAACCUGGUCUUUGAAAGCAGAAAACCUUGGUCGAAUGUCAGCUUUGCUUCUUGUUAACUACUAGACCUUGGCCAGAUCGUGUCUCUGAAUUUCAGUUGUUUUAUUUUUAAAGUGGAGAUUCAUUUCUAAAGAGGGGAUGGAGAAUUUCUUUUGGUAAUCUCAUAGAGGCUUUGUAUGCUGAUGCUUUGGUGAAUUAGAAAAAGCAAUGCUAGAGACCCUCCUUUUUGGGGAACACUUAAGCCUCGCUGUCCCACUCACCAUAUAAUAGAUUUUCUAAAUAUUAAGAAGAAACUUGGGUGUCAGUGAAAUGCCCCUGUUUCCUCUUUCGGAGAUAAUUAUCUAUAUAUCUCUAUGUAGAGUGUGAUAUGAUAGCUAACCCUGCCUGGGCAUCAGAAUCCUCUUGAGACCCUUGAAGAGAAAAGAAAAAUGGGCAUCCAAACCUACUGACUCGCACACUUCAAAUAUGAGGCCCAGGCAUCUGUGUUUCUUAAAAGCUCCCCCAGGGACUCUGAUGCACAGCUAGAAUUGAGACUAGUCAUGUAACCAGCAUAUGGGGCAAAUGUGAUGUGUGCAUUGCGGACAAAGCCCAUGGAGUUUUCCUGCCAUGGGGGUAAAUGCGUUAGCAACCCAUGGCCUUUCUGUUCAUUCAUAGAAAGUCCCAUGGUCAUGAUAAUUUGCAAAGAUAGUUUCACAUGACAAAUUAGAAUAUCCCUUCCACAAUACAAACCAAAGCUCCAAACUGGAAUUCUGGUCAGAACCCUGAAGCAGGAGAGUGAAAACAGCCGGCCUCCUCCACCCUCACCUUCCUGCUCCACCCCCAGGGAGCUACACAGAAGACAAAGAUGCUUAUUUAGAUGCUGCCUUCUUGAGCUGGUUUCCUGUUCUGCUAAAAGCUGGGCCUUUCUUUUUUGGGGCACAUUUAGGGUCCCUUUUUAGAACCCAAAAUGCACCUAUGUGCACACUCUCUCCAAAGAGACAUUUGAAUUCCUUGCCCCAAUGGUAGGGGCUGCAGGCCAAUCCCAGCCUGGAACCAUCCCUUGGUGCUACCACUGAACCAUCAGCCAUGCUCUUCUCUCUCCCUCUAGAUUCUCAGGGCAGGAGUCAGGCCCCAGGCCACAGCAUCCCUAACUGCAGGGAUAUCCACUGCAGGCUCCCCAGUGACCCCACUGAAGUUCUCACCCACCCACUAGGUUUGAUUGGGUGAGCAAAGGAUGUGCUCAUAGCAGUGUUCUCCAAUGAUAACCUCCUCUCAAAAAAUUCUCUCUCUACACGUUCACCUGUUUUUCUAUCCUCCGUCUGAUACAGCAGGAAAAGUCGUGAAACUGACUCUUUGAUAUUCCUUGAAAUUCUGCAUUUUGCAUAUUUGUCCUGUGCUUGCUUACUUUGGUAACCACUAACUGUGGUAUUGGUGCCUCAGCUUAAGCCAACUUAGGAGUGGCCACUCUGUCAUGCUGAAUUACCUUCAUAGUGGCAGGUGGCUGUCAGGUGAGAUGAGCUUGGUAUUGAGACCUGGCUAUGAGUCCUUAAGCAAGUGUUUUAACCUCUCUUAAAAACAGGACUAGUCACAGAAACUAAGUCUAAGAUUGUGAGGAUUAAAUGUGGCAAACACAUAUAAAGGGAUUAGUGUGUGGCACGUAGGAAGUGCUCAGUGGUACCCAUUAUCCAGCCUCAGUUCCACUAAAACUCCAGCCAUCUUAGCUGCCCUCUUUAAAACUUCAUUCACUGAGGGGCACCAGCUGGAGAGGGGUUGCAUCACCACUCCAUGGGGGAACACUCCUCUAGCUCAGUCAGCUCCUGACUAGGAGCUGUCAGAAGCCACCAAGGAAAGGUCCCAUUGAGAACUGAGCACUAAAGCGGGGUCACAAGAGCUAACUGAAUUAAGCAAGUUAUCAGGCAGUAGAAAAUGCAGUUAGAUUUGCAUCCAUGAAGCAGAUGGUCUGCACAAAAUGAUUAAAUUAGUUUUAUUAAGUUUGGAGGAAUUAAUUUGUCACUUUAUUAUUUUUUCUUUUAUUUAUUAAAAAAAAGAAGAGAUGUGAGUUUGUUAUCUCUGGCAAAAGAGAUUUAUAGCAAGUUUAUCCGCUAGUGGAAAACAAGAGUUAUGGUAGGACCUUAAAAAACAAUUGUCUUUUUAUUGUCUAUUAAUAGUUGGUACAAUUAUGUAGAAUGUGGCCCAGAGAAUAGAAAUGCUGCCACCUAUUGCUGGUAAAACCUGGCUUAUGUUUCCAAUCAUAUGGGGGAUAUUUUUUUCCCCUUAGAAAUAAAUCUUCACUUCAUGGGUUAUUGAGUAUUUAAUUCAUUUUGGAGACAUUUUUAUGCUACUGGUGUUCUUAGGAUCUGAUGUUUUCUAGUUUAUUGAUUAUUAAUUACAAUGUCUUACAUCAAGUAAACUUGAGGGAACCUCUGGCAUUUUUGAGUCCUUCUUUUAAUGGUGAGGAAGAACCAAAUGCAGAAUCUUUAUCUAAGAACAAAUGGGAGCUUUUGAGUUAGAGCUCAGGGUUGUUAACUGGAGAUUCCCAAUACUUAUUGUUUGGGCACAAAUAGUUCUUUCAUGGCCCUUUUGAAUGGAUCAAAGCAAAACCUGGAGUUUUGAAUGGCUUCUUUUUUGUUAAGUCCUUUUAUCCUGAACAGUUACUAAUGAGUAUUCUAGGAAAUUCAUGCAUGCAGGAAGAAUUUCUUGUGCAUAAUAACUAGGGUAUAAACUUUAUAUUCACAUACCCAUGUAUGUUGUUUGUGUGUUUACACACACAUGAGAGUUUCUGAAAUUUUCUGAUCUCAAAUCAAACAUCAGGCUAGCAUUCUGCCCUUGAAAUGGCUAAAUCCACAUGUUAUCCAUGGAGGAUUAAGAAUUGGGUUUUCAAACCUGGUUGCACACCAUAGUCAACUAUGGAGCUUUGUAAUUGUUCUUUUUUAAAAAAUAAACUUUAAGACUAGAUUUAAUUUUACAGAAAAUUUGAUAGUACAGAAAGUUGCCAUAUACCCCACCCAUUAUUAACAACUAAUAUUCACAUAUUAGUUAGUUAGUGAACCCAUGAACCCACAUUGAAAUAUUAUCAACUAAAGUCCAUACUCUAUUCUGAUUUCCUUAGUUUUUACCUAAUGACCUUUAUCUGUUUCAGGAUCCCAUCCAGGAUACUACAUUUCAUUUAGCUCUCAUGCAUCCUUAGACUUCUCUGGGCUUGACAGCUUCUCAGACUUGCCUUGUUUUUGAUGCUUCUAAUGGUUUUGAAAAGUUAUAGUUAGAUAUUUUGUAGAAUGGACAUCAUCGCUAUUGCCCCCCAAUUGGGAUUUGUCUGAUGCUUUUCCCCUAAUUAGACUGAAGUUGUAGGUUUUGGAGAGGAAGAACACAGAGGUAAAGUGACAUUUUUCAUCCCAUCCUAUCAGGGUCAUGCUAUCAACAUGACUUGCUAAUGUUUAUGUUAACCUCGAUCACCUGGCUGAGAUAGUGUUUGGCUGGUAUCUUCACUGUAAAGUUACUCUUUCCCUUUUUUCCAUGUUUUACUCUUUGUGCAGCCCACACUUAACCUUGAGAGCAGAACAUCUACAUACUUUAUUUGAAAUUCUAUUUACAUGGAAGAUUUUUCUAUUCUAUUUAUUUAGUCAAUCAUUUCUUUGUGGCAGUAUCAAUUAUUUCACACUUUGAGUUAUAAUCCAAUACUACUUUAUUUUGUUGCUCAAAUUAUUUUGAGCUUGGUCAGCUUUGGCCAUUGGGAGCUCUUUCAGUUGGCUCCUGUGUCACUUUGACAUACUCCAUCAUUGUGUUUUGGAGUGGGGAUAUAUGCCUACAUUUUGGCACUAUACUGUGCUCCAGGCUUAUUUUAAAUACUUCCUGCCCCAGUCCAAGAAUCAUUUCUCCAAGGAUCCCUGGUUCUUUUGAUUGGAGAAUGCUAUUAGAAACCGAGAUCAGGGGCUAGAUCUGCUUGUUGCUACUGGGCUGUUGUUAUUUUUAGGACUUUUCAGCUGAAAGAACAAGGAUAUGUACACGUAUCUACAAAUAUCCCAUCUAGAUUCCUUUACACUGACAUGCUAUAUAGAUCAGUAUGUAAUUUAUACUGAUAAACUAUAGUAUAGUUUAUAAACUGAAAGCAGUUUUUAGUUUCUAUAGAGUCUUCAAUUCUAAUCCAUUUCCACAUGGCUCAUCCUAGCCUUCCAUCUUUGUUCGUCUGUAAGCUUUCACUCCAACAGUGAGAACAUCCUGUGAAGCUUGUUAAUAAACACACCUGGGCCUGGGCCUUAUGGCCUGAGGUUGAGGUAGAUGCCCACCUGGGAUUUUGGCAUCUGUAUUUUAAUAAGCUCUACACAGAUUGAACUCUCCCAAUAUAGGCUGUCACGAUGCCAUAUAUUUCUCCUUUGUACCUUUUGUCACCGUUUCCCUUUGGCAUCUUUUUAUAAUAUCUUUAUUUGACAUCCUUAUUUGAUUAAUAUCUGUCAACUCCCUCAAGACAAUAGGCUCUGUGUCAGUUUUGCUCAUCAUUCUGUCCUCAGAAAGGGUGCAUUGUAGGUAUUUAUUAAAUAUUUGUUGAAUGAAUGGGUGGAAUGACACACAGCAACACUGAGGAGGAAGAGAAAAAUGUGUGUGAUUUAUCGAACUCUUCCUACAUGCUAAACGGCUGUCUAGUUGCUUUCUAAAUAUUAUCCAGUUCAGGGAUUUGAAUCAGGUCCGGCUGACUUCAGAAUCCACACCCUUUCUCUUGUGGAGUUCCUGCUGGUAGGAAGCCUCUUGUCUUCUGCUUUGCAUGUCAUGGGCUCUCCUACUGGACUGGAUGGAGCUGUGUGGGUGGCCAAGGAGGAGGUCAGAGGGGGAGAAAUGGCAGCACCCAUUCAGAGUGUCACCCAGGCCUCAUUAGGAAAUUGACUCCCAUUUGGUUUGGGAAGGGGGGUGUUUUUUCCUGUCUUUUCAUGCUCACAAUGAAGGUGACAUUGAUUUACAAGUCAGUGCCUUGGAGCAGGGAAGGGAGGCUUCUAUGGGGGGAAAAGAUCAAUUAAAUGAUUAUCCCAGCUGCCACACACUAAUGCCUUUCUUACUGAGUUUCAAAAUCAGGAAGCAGAAGGUUACCACAUUUAGCCUUUUACAGGAAAUCUAAUUGCCAACCUUGUGGUGCCAAGGUUUAUUAGAUUGGGAAGAGUUGCUCUUAGUGGCUGGCAGUUUCUGGCAUGACAGAAAGCUUUCCACUGGCCACCUGGAAUUGUAAAUGACUGCCUCCUCUUCCUUUUUGCGUGCUUUUGCUAAAGUUUUAUGCAGAUAGCCUUUUGUGAUUUUUAUCUUCUUGUGAUUUUUAUCUGGAUUCUAGGGGGAUGGGACUUAAGCUUGGUGAGCAGUCAAAAAAAAUAUUUAUUCAAUUCCUACUAUGUGCUAUGCCCUGGUCUAGUGGCUGAGAACUGCAGUGGUGAGCAAAACAGAUUCGCGUUGUCUUUAGAAUCCUUUGCCUGGAAUGGUCUUCCUAUGGCUUAGUGGUUCCCAGACUGUAGUAUGCAUGAGGACCACCAGAAUGCUUGUUCAAACCCAGUCUGCUGAUUAGUUUUUCCAUCGCCUUUCCAUGGUCCUGUCCACAUUGAAAAAAGGCAAUCUCGAGAGCAGACCAGAAUUCAGUCCAGCAAGCAACUCUUGCACAAAUUGCACAGCUAAGCUGCCACCCCCCACAAUUUCUGAUUCAGUAGGCCUGGAGUGGGGCCUGAUAAUCUGCAUUUAUGAUGAGUUCCCAGGCCAUGCUAAUGCUGCUGGUCUGGGAGAACCACUCCCUGAGCCUUUGCAUGGUUGCUCUCUUCUUAUCAGUUGGGUCUCUGAUCAAAUAUUACCUGCUUAGCGAGGCCAUUCUUGAUUUCCCAACCACAUUGUCCCUCCACUCCUGGCCAUUCACUCUCUAAUGCAUCUUCAUAGCAUUUAUUAUUCUCUAAUAUUAGUUUGCUUAUUUUUUAUUACCAUUUUGUCUCUCUCUCCUACCUCUCAUCCUCAAUAGAAUAAAGCCUCAUAAGAGCACUUCCUUAGACACUGUUGAAUCCUCUGAGAUUAUCAGAGUACCAGAGUAUGUGCUCAAUAAAUACCUGAAUGAAUUAAAUAAUUACAAGAGUAAUGAGUCAUAUGAAGGAAAGACCUAAGAUGCCUUGGUAGUGUAACAGGUAGACCUAAGGUGGAGCAAAGAUAUUGCAUUUCAUCCUACUUGGAGCAGUUUCUAGAUGUGGCCUUAACACCUGAUUUAAACACUGCAUACCAGAGUUUUGUCUCCAAGGUUACAGGCUGUGGGAUUUGUCUGCGAUCAUAGCAGGCCACUCUGGAUUUGUUUAGUUUUUCCAUCGCCUUUCUAUAGUCCUGUCCACAAUGAGAAAAGGCAAUCUUAAGAGGAGACCAGAAUUCAGUCCAGCAAGCAACUCUUGCACAAAUUGCAUCAUGAAGUUGCCAGGCCCCUAUCUCUGAGCUUGGCAGGAGGCAAGGGCUGAAAUGUACUUCUUCUAAUAACCUUCCACCUGAAGCCUAUACUCAUUCCCUUGUUGGAAUCUGGAAUCCGGCACCCAUGCCAAUGUCUCGGUAGCCUUUUCAUAACCUCUACAAAGUUGAAUGAAGGCUCAAACUCUUCUUUGCAGGAGGGAGACCUUUCGAUGAAACAUGUAGAUUCCUCCCCUGCACUGGCCUUUUAGAGAAAUGUAAGGGCAGGCACUGUUGUUUUUUUUUUCAACAGAGUCAAGCAAAAGAUGAGGCACAUGGAGACACCAUGCGACUAAAAGCUCUGAGGAUGAUUGUCAAAACCCCACUGGAGGAGUUGGAAAGCAUAUCUACACAGACUGGGCCAAUCAUUACCUAGCCAAAUCCGGCCACAAGCGUCUUAUCAAGGAUCUCCAGCAAGAUGUGACAGAUGGCGUCCUCCUGGCCCAGAUUAUCCAGGUUGUGGCAAAUGAAAAGAUUGAAGACAUCAAUGGCUGUCCGAAGAACAGAUCCCAAAUGAUUGAAAACAUAGAUGCCUGCUUGAAUUUCCUGGCAGCUAAGGGAAUAAACAUCCAGGGGCUGUCUGCAGAAGAGAUCAGGAAUGGAAACCUCAAGGCCAUUCUAGGCCUCUUCUUCAGCCUCUCCCGAUUCAAGCAGCAGCAGCAGCAGCCCCAGAAGCAGCACCUCUCCUCACCUCUGCCGCCCGCCGUAUCCCAGGUGGCCGGGGCCCCCUCCCAGUGCCAGGCUGGCACCCCUCAGCAGCAGGUGCCAGUCACUCCCCAAGCCCCGUGCCAGCCUCACCAGCCAGCGCCACAUCAGCAGUCAAAAGCACAAGCUGAAAUGCAGUCCAGACUUCCAGGUCCUACCGCGAGGGUAUCCGCUGCAGGCAGCGAGGCCAAAACACGCGGAGGGUCAACUACUGCUAACAACCGACGCAGCCAGAGCUUUAACAACUAUGAUAAAUCCAAACCAGUCACCUCCCCACCCCCACCGCCAAGCAGCCACGAGAAAGAGCCUUUGGCAAGUUCAGCCUCCUCCCACCCCGGAAUGAGUGACAAUGCACCUGCUUCCUUGGAGAGCGGCAGCAGCUCCACCCCUACUAAUUGCAGUACCUCCUCGGCCAUCCCGCAGCCCGGUGCGGCCACCAAGCCUUGGCGCAGCAAAUCCCUCAGCGUGAAGCACAGUGCCACGGUAUCCAUGCUCUCGGUCAAGCCUCCUGGGCCUGAGGCCCCCAGGCCCACACCUGAAGCCAUGAAGCCGGCCCCCAACAAUCAGAAGUCCAUGCUGGAAAAGCUGAAACUUUUCAACAGUAAAGGGGGCUCAAAGGCAGGUGAGGGCCCGGGGUCCCGGGACACAAGCUGUGAGCGGCUGGAGACUCUGCCCAGCUUUGAAGAGAGCGAGGAGCUGGAGGCCGCCAGUCGCAUGCUCACCACUGUGGGCCCUGCUUCCAGCAGCCCCAAGAUUGCACUCAAGGGCAUUGCCCAGAGGACUUUUAGCCGGGCACUGACCAACAAGAAGAGUUCUCUGAAAGGCAAUGAGAAAGAGAAGGAGAAACAACAGCGGGAGAAGGAUAAGGAGAAAAGCAAGGACCUUGCCAAGAGAGCCUCUGUGACGGAGAGGCUGGACCUCAAGGAGGAGCCAAAAGAAGACCCCAGUGGAGCAGCUGUGCCCGAGAUGCCAAAAAAGUCCUCCAAGAUCGCCAGCUUCAUCCCCAAAGGGGGGAAGCUCAACAGUGCCAAGAAGGAGCCCAUGGCCCCUUCCCACAGUGGAAUACCAAAACCAGGAAUGAAGAGCAUGCCCGGGAAAUCCCCAAGUGCCCCAGCGCCUUCCAAGGAAGGGGAGCGGAGCCGGAGUGGGAAGCUGAGCUCAGGACUCCCCCAGCAGAAGCCCCAGCUGGACGGCAGACACUCCAGUUCCUCUUCCAGCCUGGCGUCCUCAGAAGGAAAAGGCCCAGGAGGGACCACCCUGAACCACAGCAUCAGCAGCCAGACUGUCAGUGGGUCCGUCGGGACCACCCAGACCACAGGAAGCAAUACCGUCAGUGUUCAGCUACCUCAGCCCCAGCAGCAAUACAACCAUCCCAACACUGCCACGGUUGCACCUUUCCUGUACAGGUCUCAGACGGACACUGAAGGGAAUGUUACUGCCGAGUCAAGCUCAACGGGUGUGAGCAUGGAGCCCAGCCACUUCACCAAGACUGGACAGCCUGCUCUGGAAGAACUCACUGGGGAAGAUCCUGAGGCUCGGCGGCUGCGGACAGUGAAGAACAUCGCUGAUCUGCGGCAGAAUUUGGAGGAAACCAUGUCCAGUUUAAGGGGAACUCAGGUUACACACAGCACAUUGGAAACCACGUUUGACACCAAUGUCACCACGGAGAUGAGUGGCCGUAGCAUACUCAGCUUGACAGGGAGGCCCACGCCUCUGUCCUGGAGACUGGGCCAGUCCAGCCCUCGGCUCCAAGCAGGAGACGCCCCCUCAAUGGGCAAUGGGUACCCCCCUCGAGCCAACGCCAGCCGGUUCAUCAACACUGAGUCAGGUCGCUAUGUGUACUCCGCCCCUCUGAGAAGGCAGCUGGCCUCCCGGGGCAGUAGUGUCUGCCAUGUGGACGUCUCAGACAAGGCAGGAGAUGAGAUGGACCUGGAAGGCAUCAGCUUGGACGCCCCCGGCUACAUGAGCGAUGGGGAUGUUCUGAGCAAGAACAUCCGGACCGAUGACAUUACAAGCGGAUACAUGACUGAUGGUGGACUUGGCCUCUAUACCCGUCGCCUGAACCGGCUCCCUGAUGGGAUGGCUGUGGUACGGGAGACCCUGCAACGAAAUACCUCCCUGGGCCUCGGAGACGCUGACAGCUGGGACGACAGCAGCUCCGUCAGCAGCGGCAUCAGCGACACCAUAGACAACCUCAGCACUGAUGACAUCAACACCAGCUCCUCCAUCAGCUCUUAUGCCAACACACCUGCCUCCUCUCGAAAAAACCUGGAUGUGCAGACUGAUGCUGAGAAGCACUCACAGGUGGAGAGGAAUUCCCUGUGGUCUGGUGAUGAUGUCAAGAAAUCAGACGGAGGCUCAGACAGCGGCAUAAAAAUGGAGCCAGGUUCCAAGUGGAGGCGGAAUCCUUCUGAUGUGUCUGACGAGUCCGACAAAAGCACGUCGGGCAAGAAGAAUCCUGUCAUCUCCCAGACAGGCUCAUGGCGGCGAGGCAUGACAGCUCAGGUGGGCAUCACCAUGCCAAGGACGAAGCCUUCAGCCCCGGCAGGCGCACUGAAGACCCCAGGAACUGGAAAAACAGACGACGCAAAGGUGUCUGAGAAAGGAAGGCUUUCUCCUAAAGCCUCCCAGGUGAAGCGCUCCCCAUCAGAUGCAGGCCGGAGCAGUGGUGACGAAUCCAAAAAGCCCCUCCCCAGCAGCUCGAGGACACCCACUGCCAAUGCCAACAGCUUUGGGUUCAAGAAGCAGAGUGGUUCCGCCGCCGGCCUGGCCAUGAUCACAGCCAGCGGGGUGACGGUCACCAGCAGGUCAGCCACACUGGGCAAAAUCCCAAAGUCAUCUGCACUCGUCAGUCGGUCUGCUGGUCGGAAGUCAAGUAUGGAUGGGGCUCAGAAUCAGGAUGACGGGUAUCUAGCCCUAAGCUCCCGGACAAACCUUCAGUACCGGAGUUUGCCGAGGCCCAGUAAGUCCAACAGCCGGAACGGGGCUGGGAACAGGUCUAGCACCAGCAGCAUAGAUUCCAACAUUAGCAGCAAGUCCGCAGGCCUGCCAGUGCCCAAACUGAGGGAGCCUUCCAAAACAGCCCUAGGCAGCUCUCUACCAGGUCUGGUCAACCAAACAGAUAAGGAGAAAGGCAUCUCAUCAGACAACGAGAGUGUGGCUUCCUGUAACUCGGUGAAAGUGAAUCCGGCAGCCCAGCCUGUGUCCAGUCCGGCUCAGACCAGUCUCCAGCCUGGAGCCAAGUACCCAGAUGUGGCCUCUCCCACACUCCGCAGACUCUUUGGUGGGAAGCCUACCAAGCAAGUGCCCAUCGCCACAGCUGAAAACAUGAAAAAUUCGGUGGUCAUCUCCAAUCCUCAUGCCACCAUGACUCAGCAAGGUAACCUAGACUCCCCGUCAGGCAGUGGCGUCCUGAGCAGUGGGAGCAGCAGUCCUCUCUACAGCAAGAAUGUGGACCUCAACCAGUCUCCGCUAGCCUCCAGCCCCAGCUCAGCCCACUCGGCCCCUUCCAACAGCCUCACCUGGGGCACCAACGCCAGCAGCUCCUCCGCAGUUAGCAAGGAUGGCCUGGGCUUUCAGUCUAUCAGCAGCCUCCACACCAGCUGUGAGUCCAUCGACAUCUCCCUCAGCAGUGGAGGGGUCCCCAGCCACAAUUCUUCCACUGGCCUCAUCGCCUCCUCCAAGGACGACUCCUUGACUCCCUUUGUCAGAACUAACAGUGUGAAGACCACACUGUCAGAAAGCCCUCUCUCUUCCCCUGCUGCUAGCCCUAAGUUCUGCAGAAGUACUCUGCCCAGGAAACAGGACAGUGACCCGCACCUUGAUAGGAACACUUUGCCUAAGAAAGGACUCAGGUAUACUCCCACCUCCCAGCUUCGCACGCAAGAAGAUGCAAAAGAAUGGUUACGGUCCCAUUCUGCAGGAGGCCUGCAGGACACCGCUGCCAAUUCCCCCUUUUCCUCUGGCUCCAGCGUGACUUCUCCCUCCGGAACAAGAUUCAACUUUUCCCAGCUUGCGAGUCCCACCACUGUCACCCAGAUGAGCUUGUCCAACCCGACCAUGCUGAGGACCCACAGCCUCUCCAAUGCUGAUGGGCAGUAUGAUCCAUACACUGACAGCCGCUUCCGGAAUAGCUCCAUGUCCCUGGAUGAGAAAAGCAGAACCAUGAGCCGUUCAGGCUCAUUCCGGGAUGGGUUUGAAGAAGUUCAUGGAUCCUCACUCUCCUUGGUUUCCAGCACAUCGUCAAUUUAUUCUACACCAGAAGAAAAAUGCCAGUCAGAGAUUCGCAAGCUGCGGCGGGAACUGGAUGCCUCCCAGGAGAAAGUUUCAGCUUUGACCACCCAGCUGACAGCAAAUGCUCACCUUGUGGCAGCCUUUGAACAGAGUCUUGGUAACAUGACAAUCAGGCUCCAGAGUCUGACCAUGACAGCUGAGCAGAAGGAUUCAGAACUGAAUGAGUUAAGAAAAACCAUUGAGCUGCUAAAGAAACAGAACGCAGCUGCCCAGGCUGCCAUUAAUGGAGUAAUUAACACACCUGAGCUCAACUGCAAAGGAAACGGCACUGCCCAGUCUGCAGACCUCCGCAUCCGCAGGCAGCACUCCUCAGACAGCGUCUCCAGCAUCAACAGUGCCACCAGCCACUCCAGCGUGGGCAGCAACAUAGAGAGUGACUCAAAGAAGAAGAAGAGGAAGAACUGGUUACGCAGCUCCUUCAAGCAAGCUUUCGGGAAGAAGAAGUCCCCAAAAUCUGCGUCCUCUCAUUCAGACAUUGAGGAGAUGACGGAUUCUUCUUUGCCUUCCUCACCAAAGUUACCACACAAUGGGUCCACAGGUUCCACCCCACUGCUGAGGAAUUCUCACUCCAACUCUCUAAUUUCAGAAUGCAUGGAUAGUGAAGCUGAGACCGUCAUGCAGCUCCGAAAUGAGUUAAGAGACAAGGAGAUGAAGCUGACGGAUAUCCGCUUAGAAGCUCUCAGUUCUGCCCACCAGCUGGACCAGCUCCGGGAGGCCAUGAACAGGAUGCAGAGUGAAAUAGAGAAGCUGAAAGCUGAGAAUGAUCGGCUGAAGUCAGAGUCUCAAGGCAGUGGCUGCAGCCGGGCUCCUUCCCAAGUGUCCAUCUCUGCCUCCCCGAGGCAGUCCAUGGGCCUCUCCCAGCACAGCUUGAACCUCACUGAGUCAACCAGCCUGGACAUGUUGCUGGAUGACACUGGUGAAUGCUCGGCUCGGAAGGAAGGAGGCAGGCAUGUUAAGAUAGUUGUCAGCUUUCAGGAGGAAAUGAAGUGGAAGGAGGAUUCCAGACCACACCUCUUUCUUAUUGGCUGCAUUGGAGUUAGUGGCAAGACGAAGUGGGAUGUGCUCGAUGGGGUGGUUAGACGGCUGUUCAAAGAAUACAUCAUUCAUGUCGACCCAGUGAGUCAGCUAGGGCUGAAUUCAGACAGCGUUCUUGGCUACAGCAUUGGAGAAAUCAAGCGCAGCAACACUUCCGAAACACCGGAGCUGCUUCCUUGUGGCUAUCUGGUUGGAGAGAACACGACCAUCUCAGUGACUGUGAAAGGGCUCGCAGAAAACAGCCUGGACUCACUGGUGUUUGAGUCCUUGAUUCCCAAGCCCAUCCUGCAGCGCUACGUCUCCCUCCUGAUAGAGCACCGUCGGAUCAUUCUCUCUGGCCCCAGCGGCACUGGGAAAACCUACCUGGCCAACCGGCUGUCUGAGUAUAUAGUGCUUCGAGAGGGACGGGAGUUGACAGAUGGGGUUAUCGCCACCUUUAACGUGGACCAUAAGUCCAGCAAGGAAUUGCGCCAGUACCUGUCCAACCUUGCUGACCAGUGCAACAGUGAGAACAAUGCUGUGGACAUGCCCCUCGUCAUCAUCCUGGACAACCUACACCACGUGAGCUCUCUGGGCGAGAUCUUCAAUGGGCUGCUCAACUGCAAGUACCACAAAUGCCCUUACAUAAUUGGCACAAUGAACCAGGCUACCUCUUCGACUCCCAACCUGCAGCUUCACCAUAACUUCAGAUGGGUGCUUUGUGCCAACCACACGGAGCCUGUGAAGGGUUUCCUUGGCCGAUUCCUGAGGAGGAAGCUCAUGGAAACAGAGAUCAGUGGGCGGGUGCGCAAUAUGGAGCUGGUAAAAAUCAUUGACUGGAUUCCCAAGGUCUGGCAUCACCUCAACCGCUUCCUGGAGGCUCACAGUUCCUCGGACGUCACCAUCGGCCCCCGGCUCUUCCUGUCAUGCCCCAUCGAUGUGGACGGCUCAAGAGUGUGGUUCACCGACUUGUGGAACUAUUCCAUUAUCCCCUAUCUCCUGGAAGCUGUCAGAGAAGGACUCCAGCUCUAUGGAAGGCGCGCCCCCUGGGAGGAUCCUGCCAAGUGGGUGAUGGACACAUAUCCAUGGGCAGCCAGCCCACAACAGCACGAGUGGCCUCCCCUGCUGCAGUUACGGCCUGAGGAUGUCGGCUUCGACGGCUACUCCAUGCCUCGAGAGGGAUCGACAAGCAAGCAGAUGCCCCCCAGUGAUGCUGAAGGUGACCCGCUGAUGAACAUGCUGAUGAGGCUGCAGGAGGCAGCCAACUACUCCAGCCCCCAGAGCUAUGACAGCGACUCCAACAGCAACAGCCAUCACGAUGACAUCUUGGACUCCUCUUUGGAGUCCACUCUGUGACAGGGGCCCGGAGCCCAGCGCCCUCCUCUUCUCCUCACCGCAUUCCACCUGCAUCCCCCACAUCACCCUGAAGAUGACUUCCUGAGCCAGCCCCCAGCCACAGCCUUAGAGCUGCGGGAACACCGAGACCCCUCGUCCUUCAGCCUCGACCUGGGUGCAGGCAUCCCGGGCCAGCUGCCUGCGGACCGCUUCCUUCCACAGCGAGAACUACACUACCUUCUGUUGUACUUUAAUUAUUGUUUUGCCUUGUUGCUGUGACCUCCCUAAGACACUGAAGAUACUUCUCGGGAAAGGAUCAUCGCCGUUGAAAUGAAAAGAGAGACAGAGAGAAAAAAAAAAAGAGAACCCACAUGAAGCUCUGAAACCAAACAGCAUCCUGCCAUGAGCUUCCCAGAGACAGAAGAGACUGGAGCAAAGUCGGAAACACAGAGAAGCACGGCUUCCCCUCAGCACAGACCCUCCAGACUGGGUCUCAGAGCCAUGCCACCCACCCUCCCACACAGCCGGCCACAGGGAGAACUGGUGCUAACCAGGGUGCUUGCUUUGGUCACGUUCAACGCACUACAGAGCUACGACACAGGGAAACCUUAGGAGCAAAUAAACCGUGCUUUCAUGUUUCUUAAAUGGUGCUUUCCUUACCCGAGAGGUAUUUUGCCUGUUCCAAUCGAACCACCCCAUUCAGGUCCAUCAGCCUCUGAUUAAUAUCCUUGAGAGUGAGUGACGGAGUGAGAGUGUGAGUGAGUGGAUGUGGCUGUCAGUGCAGAACAGCAUGUGUCUCUUUCCUUCUGAUAUAUGAAUGAAUCAGGUUUUUUUUUUUUCUGCAAACACUGUGUAUAGUGAGACUUGUUCUACUUUGGAGAACAGAUUACCUUUUGAAAAUGAGGUUGAGUUUCUUCCUUUCUGAUGCAUUGAUUUUUGAAGAUUUUUUUUCCCCCUUCCCCUCUUGGUCAGAAUCAAUCCUUUGGUGAAAGUAAGAACCGCAGGAGUUGAGUUUUGGUUUGGUCCUGCUCAGUUUUGGUUUUUAGUUGUCCAUCCUCACAGUCCUACACACUCGCCUCCUCCUGCUAGGGCUGGGGGUAUCUGUGUCCUUUAAAAUGGACGAGGACCUGGUCCUCGACAUGUGGGUGAGCCAUGGACCUUGCCUUCCCUUCUCGUCCUCGAGGGUUUAGAACACACACCAACACCUCCAGCGUGCCCGCCCCAGCUUCCGGUGGGGUGAUGCGGUCACCCUGCAAAAGACUUGCACUUUCCUCAGAACCAACAUGACGCAGCUCAAUAAGGGUGAGGGUCACUCCCUCCCAGAAGCCCCGUCUGGACGAGCCUUGCCUGACCUCUUCGGUGCUGACCUUCCCAAAGUGAUGCCUUACUGGUUUUGUACUAACUGUGUUCAUUUUACAUAAGUGUCGUGCCUGCCUGGGGUUUGUUUUUUUGUCAUUGUUUUCCCCAUUGAAACAAACAGGGCUAAAAAGUCAUCUAUUCAUUAGGAGAACUCAAGUUGCUGUGACUUUUCUCAUCCAAAAGACUCAUUUGUGUGGAUGCGUGACCAUGGGAAAAAGAAAAAAAAAAAAGAUCCAUUUUUUAGGUUCUUAUCAGUCUCCAGCUGACAACCCAACUGGACAAUGAUCUGUCUGGUGCAGGAGAAGGCAAAAGUUUCUACAAGUCUACAUGACCUUGCUGAUACUUGUUCUAAUAGAAACCCAGUCUGCUGUGUCUUCAACAUACUGGUAUUUUCAUUACAAAGUAUGGUAAAUUUUUGAGUUUUUUGUUUCUGUUUUGUAAAGAGAAUCCUUAUUGGACACCAGUGAAGGUGUCUCUGUUUUAAUGAUCGGGGUUUUUAUUCCAUCUUUUGCAUUUCUUCUAUUUCUGAAGGUUUGUCUCUUGGCAUCUUUUUUUAGUUUCUUACCAUAAGAGUUUGACCCGAAACUGCUCACUUCACAUUGGAUGACACCAUGUUCUUCCUCUUUGAAAAGAAAAGGGGAAUGUGUCCCACUAGUGAAAGGAAAACUUUUCAACACUAUCCCUGCUUUAAUCUCAGCAAACUCAGACUAUUCUGCUUAGCCUUCAUUAGUCAUCUGGGUGUGAGUGUGUCUUGUUCUGUUUUUCUUUUUAAUAAAACUUUUAAACCAUAUAUUUAGCCUGUGACCAGGGGGGCCAAACCCUAAGAUUUCUGGUAAACCUGAAGGGUGGCCCUCCUCAGACAAUUUAUCUCCCAGCAAUGACCCUACUACACUCGCGUACUGUGAAUUUGGGAGGAGGUAAAGUUGACUUCUCCUCGUGGGCAGUUUUCCAAUCACCUUGUGAGUAGACACCUGCCAAUAUUGUUUGAAACCUUGUUUUAAUGUGAGAUCCUCUCUUGUCAUUCUCUUCUCCCCUUUCCCACAGACUUCCCUCCCACUGGGUCCAGGUUCAGAACCAAGACUUCUGUACCUAGUGCUGCCUGAUUGGUGAACAUUGACUUCAAGUAGCAUAGCCCUUGUGUGACUCACAACUCCGUGUCCUUCCUAAAGUUUCAGGAAGCAGGGUUGUCUAAUAUGCACAUUUCUUAUUUUGGUCAUAUUUUUACUUUAGUGUCACUCACCUUUUACAAAGUGACUUUGUACUCAUUUAGGGCUCUAUCGGAAAUGCUUCCAUUUUGCCUUUUCUACAGUUAGGCCAAUUUUGAAAUAUAUAAAUUCUAUGCAACAUUUAUGUUGAGUUACCAAUGGAAGCCAAAAGUUCUCUUCCCAAACUGCCAAGAAUGAUACAGGCCAUAAUUGAAAUGGGAAUACCUUUUAAGUUUCAUUAGGGGUGGGGUGGGAGUGGGACAGGAACAAGACUUGCCUAGAUCUUUGUUGUAUCUUGGGGACUUUUACUUUGUUGUUUGAUGCUUAAACUUCAAGAUUCUCUGUAUUCAAAUUUGAUUGUGGCGAAUCUCCUUCAAAAAGGAAAAAUAAUCCAACUUUGUGGAUAUUAAAUGGAAGGUUUGCUGUUUUGAUCUAGUUGUUUCCAGUGGAGCAGUUUAUGAAAUAUGUUCUAUAAGAUGUACAUUUUUUCAUUGUAACAUAGAAAUUGUAAAUAAUUGAUUAAAGUGCUGCAUUUUGAUGAAUUUUUUCUAGCCAUUUUUAAAGAGAAAACUAGGAAUUGAGUAUUUUGUGUACGGUAUGUUUCCAUCCUCCCUUCCCUUCCUCCUCCCCUCCUCUCUCUCUCUUCCUACCUAUUUAAUUUUCAUUUGUCAUGAGGUUUUUGGAUUUGCCAAUGAUCUGCUGGACAUCAUGCCCCAUGUCAUAGAGAAUAAAGCUGAUGAUUGUACCAGUCUUAAAUUAUUCAUGAUUCAAUAAAAUUGAUGCUUAUUUAUUCA
Pan troglodytes (chimpanzee) is the source of this 24069-nucleotide messenger RNA. It is a transcript of the gene NAV2, whose product is annotated as neuron navigator 2. Lineage: Eukaryota; Metazoa; Chordata; Mammalia; Primates; Hominidae. Gene Ontology annotation, biological process: nervous system development; neurogenesis. Gene Ontology annotation, molecular function: ATP binding; ATP hydrolysis activity; protein binding. The coding region runs from base 13878 to 20732 and encodes 2284 amino acids. The record is from RefSeq and is a predicted model, not a curated record. The transcript is spliced from 38 exons.